This is a messenger RNA of Penicillium macrosclerotiorum, 768 nucleotides long. RefSeq lists its product as uncharacterized. The coding region runs from base 1 to 768 and encodes 255 amino acids. The transcript has a single exon. NCBI's taxonomy places the organism in Eukaryota, Fungi, Ascomycota, Eurotiomycetes, Eurotiales, Aspergillaceae. The record is from RefSeq and is a predicted model, not a curated record.
AUGGCGGACGUGCGAUCGCUCCUCCGGAAUGAGCUAGCUUCGCGUAAGGGCGCGUCGCAACCAAAUACCACUGGCAACCGCAUCAGCAAAAAGCGCAAGGUCGAUAACGGUGAUGGAGUGAUGCGGAAAAAACUGCGAUCAACCGAUCUCGAAGCCGUCCAUGCUGCUGCAAAUGCGCAAGACUCUCAACCGCCUGUCGAGACCACUGCCGAGGAUGAGGUUCUGGAACCUGUGGAGGAAACCGACGAAGCCGGCCCCGAGCUACCUGCUGAGGAAGAUGAAGAGACAUCAGCCCUUUCCGAUUCAUUAGGGUCCGUACCGAUCGGCACGGGUCCACCGCCAGGUGCACAACAGGCCGUUGACGAGGACGAAUGGGCCGCAUUCGAACGAGAAGUAGCCGCGCCAUCCCGAAUGCCACAAGCACCGAUCGCCAUCACAGCCGAAGCCACAAUAUCAGCCGCCCCUGUCUCCGCCGAGGAUCUUGCGGCACAACAAGAGCGAGACAAAGCGUUGACGACACGGGCGCGUGAGGCGGAGUUGGAGGGCGACCGCGAGGAUGCAGCCCGUUUCAUGGAAGAAGAAUUCGACGAGAUGGACCAGUUGGAAGAACGCGUUCGAAGACUGAAGCAGAUGCGGGAGGAGUUACGCCAAAAGCGUGUUGAUGACGAUGCUGCUCGGGAUGAGUCCAUAGAUUUGGAAGAGCAAAAGCCGGCAGAAAGCGACAGUGACGAUGAUGAUGAGGAUUGGGAUGAUUGGCGAUUUAAAUGA